CUCUGCCCAGCGUAGCUGCUGUCUGCAGAGCAAAGCGAGCGCAGCCUCGCCCAUUCCUGCCUGCCUCCUCCACAUCUCUACGCACUCCAUCCUCCUCCCCAACCCCACCGUCGCCUCUUGUUGACCAGUCCAGUCCAGCGACGGCGGAGAGCAACCAGGAGAGCGCCGGCAUGAGUGAGGUCGCCGCUGAGAAGGAGGUGGAAGGUUUGGAGAGGAGGAGCAAGAUGAAGAGGGCUCGGCCGGAAUCGAGUACCUGGACCGAGGUCCGCGGCGUGUACCGGCUACGGAGCGGCGCGUACGGGGCGUCGAUCCGGGACCAGUCUAGCCGGACCCAGGUGUGGCUGGGUAGCUUCGGCACCGUCGAAGACGCCGCCGCAGCGUACGCCGCCGCCGCCAAGCUGCCCGGCGUGAGGAAGCGGCCCGAGUUCCGCGGCGUGUUGCGGACCCGCAGCGGCAAGUACGGGGCUCUGAUCAAACACUCGAACAAGGGAACCGCGCGGACCUGGCUCGGCACCUUCGGCACCGCCGAGGAGGCCGCCAGGGCGUACGACGCCGCGGCCGUCGACCUGCACGGCGCCAGGGCUGUCACCAACUUCGGUCCGGGCAGGAGGGUGCGGGUCGACCCAUCUACACGACACCAUGAUCUCUCGGUGGCGGAGUGGCUGCAGGUGGAGGAGCUGCUCAAGGACAUGGACUCCAUCGACGACAAGGAGGCGCUGAUUGACGCGGCUGCAAUUCUUCACCAGAUUGCGCUAGCUGGCCAUGAGGAAGGUGGGAGAGAUUGAAGCGCGGCGACGAACUGAUGAUGAGCAUUAC
This is a messenger RNA of Lolium perenne, 816 nucleotides long. RefSeq lists its product as uncharacterized. NCBI's taxonomy places the organism in Eukaryota, Viridiplantae, Streptophyta, Magnoliopsida, Poales, Poaceae. Gene Ontology annotation, biological process: regulation of DNA-templated transcription. Gene Ontology annotation, molecular function: DNA binding; DNA-binding transcription factor activity. The record is from RefSeq and is a predicted model, not a curated record.